AUGUGGAACGAAAAACUCGUUUCUGUUCUUCUUAAUCUUGGUUUUGAACAAAGUAAGUGUGAUCAUUCCAUGUUUACUAUGACAAAAGACUCUAGUUUUACUAUUCUGCUUGUUUACGUGGAUGAUAUUAUUAUAACUGGUAAUUGUUCUAAACAAGUUAAUGAAAUCAAACUCUUACUUAAGUCAAAAUUUUCAAUAAAAGACUUGGGAAAAUUGCAAUAUUUUCUGGGUCUUGAAGUUGUUAGAAAUGCUGCUGGCUUAUGUUUAACUCAAAGAAAAUAUUGUUUGGAUUUACUUGCUGAAUUUGGUAUGACUGGUUGUAAACCAGUCAGUUGCCCCAUUGAACCCAAUCAUGUUUUGACCCAUUUGUGUGAGAAAGAUAAUCAACUGUUAACCAACAUAACUGUUUAUCAAAAACUUGUUGGAAAAUUAAUUUAUCUUUCCCACACUAGACCAGAUAUUGCAUACUCUGUGCAUUAUCUUAGUCAGUUUAUGCAUUCGCCUACUCAAGCUCAUUUUAAAAUUGCUUUAAGGUUGUUAAGAUACUUAAAAGGUGCUCCUGGUAAAGGGAUUCAAUUUCAAAGAGGGGACUCCUUGGGUCUGAGGGCCUUCUCUGACUCAGAUUGGGCUAAAUGUUUAGGGUCUCGAAAGUCUAUUACCGGGUUCUGUGUUUUUUUGGGUAAUAAUCUCGUUUCAUGGAAAAGUAAAAAACAGUCCACCGUUUCAAGGUCUUCUGCUGAAGCAGAAUAUCGGUCAAUGUGUGCUGCGACAUGUGAGGUUAUGUGGAUUUCAAACUUGUUAAAAGAAUUAAAGGUUGAUGUUAAUCUGCCUAUUCUGUUAUUUUGUGACAACACGGCUGCUAUCUCUAUAGCAGCCAAUCCCGUAUUUCAUGAACGCACAAAACACUUUGAAAUAGAUCUUUAUUUCUUAAGGGAAAAAAUCUCUAAAGGCGUUAUUCAAACUAUGGGUAUCAAAUCAGAGGACCAAGCUGCCGAUAUCUUCAACAAAGGGUUGUCUGCAAGUCCGCAUGAAAAGGUUUGUUCUCUCCUUAACAUGUUUGAUUGUUUCAAGUAUUGA
Molecule: messenger RNA, 1077 nt
Organism: Helianthus annuus (common sunflower)
Lineage: Eukaryota; Viridiplantae; Streptophyta; Magnoliopsida; Asterales; Asteraceae
Exons: 1
Coding region: 1-1077 (358 amino acids)
Source: RefSeq, a predicted model, not a curated record